Messenger RNA from Medioppia subpectinata, 483 nucleotides. NCBI's taxonomy places the organism in Eukaryota, Metazoa, Arthropoda, Arachnida, Sarcoptiformes, Oppiidae. The record is from the annotation of a GenBank genome assembly.
GCGACGGCUGCGACCGCAUCGGCUCCGAGUCCCGCCUCGAAGGUUACCUUUAAGAUCACACUGACAUCUGAUCCCAAAUUGCCGUACAAAGUGUCUGUUUUGCCACUUCUUGUGGUCACACAUUAUCUCAUAUAUUGUCUGCUGACGGUUCCAGAGAACGCCCCCUUUACCGCUGUUCUCAAGUACGCGGCCGAAGAGUUCAAACAAACGCCGGCCACGAGUGCUAUCAUAACGGAUGACGGAAUCGGUAUUAAUCCGUCGCAAACGGCGGGCGAUGUCUUCUUGAAACACGGAUCAGAGUUACGGCUAAUACCCAGAGAUAGAGUCGGCUGUUGUUGACAACUGAGUGGUGGCCCGCGAUUGUGGCGGUCCUGUCGUUGUCUUUCUUCUCACCGAUAGUUAUGUUUUUAGUUUAAAUGUAUUAAUCGUUUUGUUUAUUAUUUUUUGAAACAAAUAAAUAUUUAAUUCAUGUUAUGGCAUAAA